CUCUGGAGUCACGAAGAAGCUGGGAGUAUGGAAGCGAGUUCUGAUCUGGAUAGAAUAUUACCUAUAGCUUCUAGAGCAUUAUUCUGUGAAGGAAACAAAGAUUGGACCUUGGCGUAUGUUAAUUACUGUAAAGUGAUAGAGGAGAUGAGAAAAUCAUCAGAAAUGCGUAGUCGCCAAGGGCUGGCGCCGUUGAAAGGAGCAGAAGAAUGUUCCUGGAAUGGUCUUUACGAUAAUUGUGUUAGUAAGGCCGGAAGGCUUCGCAAACUAAUUUUGGAAACUGAAAUGGAAAGGCAAAAUUUCCAACUAGCACCAAAAUUAGCACAGAAGAAAUCAUCGAUUGACUAUCAAUUCCCUGGCCCAAGUCGCCCGCAUACUCCCUUGCAGCAUAAUAUGACUGGUCGAAUGAUAUAUAAGCAGCCAAGAGGAGUACAAUCAGAGACAAAUGUUUCAGCAACUCCUCGUUCGUAUAUAUCACCACAUUCUCCGCCUCCUUCAUCUGCGGCUUUAACCGCGAGUUCUGCUGUUGGGGAUUCUUCUCACUCCAGUCCAGCUUUAAAAAGUAUUCGGUCGCCUGGGGCUGCUAAAAUGGAAGAUCCUUUUGCUUCUUUCAAUGCAUCAGCUAUGAAGUUAUCUGAUUCUGCUCGAGCAGGUGCUACAAGCACUUCGUUCCCUCUCUCAGGCUCCCCUGAAUUUACGAGCGGAUCAAAUCCAUUUAUUUCAGGAAAAUCUCAUCCGUUGCCUAGGCCUCCUCCCACGCAACAUACCGUUUCUUCUAUCUCUAUACCACUAACUAAAGGUAAUUCGUCUGCUCAGACCUUCUCCACCACCCAGCCUUCAGCUUCGCCACCAGCUCUCCCAAAGCUUACACCCUAUACCCCAACAUCAUAUCCUCUGUCUCCUUUUGAUCGACAGGCAUUUUUGAAAGGCUCAAAGUCACUUUCGUCCGAUACUAAUCCGUAUAUCGUCAGCGGGUCUUCUAAUGAUGCUCAUGACUUUACUCCACCUUCUUCAAGUGAUAUGAGGUCUUCUACAACAUCACCAAUUGAUCCAAAUGAUACUCCCUUUGUAAAGCAAACGACCCAAAAGUCGGCUUCGCCUCCAAGUUCCACUUCUCGAUUUAAUAAUCCUCAAAACGAUAAUCCCUUGAGUGAUUUUGAAUCUGCUAUAAUGAGCGAAAUUAUUUCAAAUCACGAGCCUGUUUAUUGGUCAGAUAUUGCUGGAUUAGAAGAAGCUAAAAAUUCUUUAAAGGAGGCUGUAAUCUAUCCAUUUUUGCGGCCCGAGUUGUUUCAGGGACUGCGUGAACCGGUUCAAGGUAUGUUGCUAUUCGGACCACCUGGAACUGGUAAGACUAUGCUUGCACGCGCUGUUGCUACGGAAGCCAAAGCGACUUUCUUUUCAAUCUCUGCUUCUUCUUUGACGUCAAAAUAUCUUGGUGAAUCUGAAAAGCUUGUCCGUGCUCUUUUUGAAGUUGCAAAGCGCCAGACUUGUAGUGUCAUUUUUGUGGAUGAAAUUGAUUCGAUUCUUUCCGCACGAAACGAUAGUGGAAAUGAGCACGAGAGUUCACGAAGGUUGAAGACUGAAUUCUUAAUUCAGUGGUCUUCUCUCUCCAACGCUGCUCCUGAUAAAGCUACAGGAAGCUCUCCUCGUGUUUUGGUACUCGCAGCAACUAACCUUCCAUGGUGUAUUGAUGAGGCAGCACGUCGUCGUUUUGUGAAACGAACCUAUAUCCCUCUACCUGAACCAGAAACGCGUCAUAAGCAUCUUUCUCAUUUGCUACAUAAUCAAGUGCACUGUCUUGGGCCUGAUGAUUUAAAUGAACUUGUUAAACUUACAGAAGGCUAUUCAGGAUCCGACAUAACCGCUUUGGCUAAAGAUGCUGCAAUGGGUCCUCUACGAAAUUUGGGUGAGGCUUUAUUAACGACUAGUGCUGAACAGAUUCCGCCUAUAGAUCUGAAUCAUUUUAAAGCUAGCUUGAAGACAAUACGACCUAGUGUUUCCUCAGAAGGUAUUUAUCGUUAUGAAGAAUGGAAUCAGCAAUUUGGUUCUCAACGUUAAAGUCUAUUUUUACCACCAUUCCAGGCAGAACUUUCACUUAAAGAUAAAAAUCAAGCAUUCCCUAUUCCUUUUCUCCUUUGAUAUUUUGGGUUUGUCCUUUUGAUACAAGCUAUUUAUUUAUCUUCCAUCAUUGAAACUAAGUUUCCUUCUUUUCCUUGCCGAUCUUAAAGACAUAAAGAACUCUAUUUAUCCAUAUACCCUCGUUCUCUGUCGAGUUUCUUCUGCAUUCUAUCAUGUAAUAUCAUACAUUUUAAGGGCAUUUGAUGUUUUCAGUCAGCACCUUUACUUAUUUAACUUUUUUUCUUUGAAAUCCUUAAUUCCUGAUAUGAAGAAGAUUUUUUUCGAAAAUAAGAGCGCCCUCCUUGUUGCAAGGUGUCUUUAUAAAAUAACUUUCAUUUAUCAUCUCUUUAUCCUGCAUUCUUUUCAUGUCAGACUUUUGCCUAUAAAAUUACUUAAUUCACUAUGAUUUUGGAAAUUGAAUUAACUGUGCAUACGCAUUUUAAUUAUAUAUCUUAUUUUGAUCUUCUAGUUUCAUAAUAUAUACACUAUUUUAGUAUAAAC
Molecule: messenger RNA, 2616 nt
Organism: Schizosaccharomyces cryophilus OY26
Lineage: Eukaryota; Fungi; Ascomycota; Schizosaccharomycetes; Schizosaccharomycetales; Schizosaccharomycetaceae
Exons: 3
Coding region: 28-2055 (675 amino acids)
Molecular function (GO): ATP binding; ATP hydrolysis activity
Source: RefSeq, a predicted model, not a curated record